Molecule: messenger RNA, 1011 nt
Organism: Trichoplax adhaerens
Lineage: Eukaryota; Metazoa; Placozoa; Uniplacotomia; Trichoplacea; Trichoplacidae
Exons: 12
Coding region: 1-1011 (336 amino acids)
Source: RefSeq, a predicted model, not a curated record
AUGGGAGAUAGAGUUCGUCUUAUUGAAUAUUAUUUACUGGGUUUCCAUCUAGCAAAUCAUGAAGCAAAUCAGAAGGAAAUCGAAGUGAUGGUGCGAGCAAGUGGAAACCAAGCGUUGCUUAGCAUGCUGCAGAAAUUGAGUGAUGGUGACUUUAUCGGCGUGAUAGAUUUGGUUAACUCAGCCAAUAUACUAGGAGAAGAUAUUAGCAAUGUCUUAUUCUUGAAAGACGCUACGGCACAAGAUCUCAUCCAAGAUAAAGUAUCCUCCUAUUUAUCGUCAACUGUAGAUGAAGAUCAGUCGAAUGAUAGAAUAGCUUCUGACGCAUUGCCUAGAGUACAAGAACUAAAUUCAUGUGCUCAAAAAUUGCUCAGCUGCGAUGAAGAACCUCCUUACCCUUUGGCUGAUUUCUACGGUCUCUUAUGGAUCUCUCGAUUAUUAUUAUUUAAUUGCCGAAAUCAAUUGAGCUGCCUAAAGACAGCUCCAAUAUGGUGCAUAAGAUGUCUUUAUGCCCAUCAGCAAUUAUUUAACGAUACCAUUCCAGAUCUCAUGCAAGCGAUUUUCGCACAGAUUGACAUAGUUACCGAAGGUCUUUUGCAAGAGGAAGAUUUUCCAUCGCUACUUUGCUGUCAAGUCUACGUGGAAUUUUCUCACUUGAAACGGUGUUACUGUGGUUAUUUUCAAGCUAAGAAAUUGCUUCGAAAAGCUGAGUCUGUGAUCGGCUUAAAGUUGGAGCUAGCAGGUCGAUUAGGAAAACGUACUCGUUUUCAGGAAAAAAAAUUGGCUCAACUUACCGCUUCAAUCAAGUGCGAAACGCUGAAAGAUAAUCGGAUAAGUAUAGAAGAAUUUUCGAAAUUGGAAACUGCUGCCCUUCCGAAAGAUGUUACAUUGGAUGAUGAUACCGUAAUGCAUCGCAUUAAAUUUUCGGACAAUCAAGGAGACAUUCCUGUUUUAUUGCCUAUAGAGGAAAUAGUAAUACUAGCCAAUGGAUAUGCGCGCAAGCGAUCAUGGUAA